GCGUUACGACCCUCACGAUAGCGAGGGCGUUGCUGCCAGCUCAAGAUAUGUCAAGGUGAAGAGAACCGAAGACGGGAUAGCCAAGGUCGAACGCAACAAGGAACGUUUCGAACAGCUGGCAGCACUCGUGAAGGCGGACAGACGGGACUGGGGCUCUGGGUACUUAAAGGAGCCCUUCCGUCUGCGCAUCACCCAACCGGGCUGCGAGUUCGACGGUUACAUCGGGCCCAACACCACCACCAACUUCAAGCGUCGCGCGUGGAAGGAAACGCACGAGGACAAGUUGCUGCGCGAGGAGCUCUGCCAGCGGCUCCGCCAGUGGCACGGUAGUGCACUGACGUCGGGCUAUGGCGACGUGCGCGAGCAGGUCACGAAGAUCGACGAAAGCGUCCGCACCGCACGCGAGAUCGGCGCCUCCGAGUUUGCGGUAGAGAAUGAACUACUCCGGGCUAUCGAGGGCAUCUGGACAGAGCAGUUCGUCCCGGGCUCCGACGUGCGUGCAGAGGCGUACAAGAUUCAUCUCUAUGGACCGGGCGGCCACUUUAAGAUGCACCGCGACACCCCACAGAAGGAUUUGGUUGGCACGUUCCUCAUAGGAUUGGGCGAUACGGCAUUUUCGGGUGGCCUCGUGGUCAACGGCGAGACCAUGGAGGCACGACCGGGAUCGUGGUGCGCGUUCUACCCGGACGUGCCCCACUACGUGAAAGAACUGGGAGCGGAUGGCUACCGCGCAAGCAUCGCCUUCAAGAUCUUCCGUGCCCCAACCCCCCUUUGGAGAAGCAACCGUCAGUCGGAGAAGACUGAGCAAGUACGUCAGCGGAUCGCAGAUAUCGUGGCUGAGGUAGAGGCGCCAUUUGGCCUCCUUCUCGAACACAAGUACUCCCUGGGCACGGACGAGUUCAGCGGCUUCGACGCUCUUAUUGUGGGCGCGAUACGGUCGCGGUUCUCAGGACCUGGGUUCGAAGUACGUCACAUCCCCGUCGUGGUGGAAGAGCACGCUAGAUGGGGGGACGAGGACGAGGAGGACGAAUUCUCCAUGAUGUGCGACACGACCGUUUACCCCUUCACCGCCUGCCACAUCGACUUCCUCAACGAGGACGUGUCCGAGAAGGACAUACUCGACGGGUCUGAGUGGCUGGAUGGUGUCAAGAACGUCCCGUUCUAUUCCGUCGACCUCUCGGAUCGGACGAUGUUCCCCUACAAGGAGGAGGAGAAGGAGACGGUCAAUCACACCGGGAACGAGGCACAAGCAUGGAGGGCCGAUAGCGUAUAUUUGUCGUACGCGUUGAUGGUGUUGCCCAAGGCCGAGAAGGAUACGGUGGAGGCGGCGGCGGCAUCAGCUUGA
This is a messenger RNA of Trametes versicolor FP-101664 SS1, 1345 nucleotides long. RefSeq lists its product as uncharacterized. The coding region runs from base 548 to 1345 and encodes 265 amino acids. Lineage: Eukaryota; Fungi; Basidiomycota; Agaricomycetes; Polyporales; Polyporaceae. The record is from RefSeq and is a predicted model, not a curated record. The transcript has 2 exons.